This is a messenger RNA of Arxiozyma heterogenica, 315 nucleotides long. It is a transcript of the gene ELC1, whose product is annotated as elongin C. Gene Ontology annotation, molecular function: protein-macromolecule adaptor activity. NCBI's taxonomy places the organism in Eukaryota, Fungi, Ascomycota, Saccharomycetes, Saccharomycetales, Saccharomycetaceae. Bases 1 to 315 code for a protein of 104 amino acids. The record is from RefSeq and is a predicted model, not a curated record. Gene Ontology annotation, cellular component: elongin complex. The transcript has a single exon. Gene Ontology annotation, biological process: ubiquitin-dependent protein catabolic process.
AUGGAUAAGGGAGAUAACGGAAUAACGUUGAUUGCAUCAGAUGGUACAAAAUGUACGAUUACUGAAAAUGCAGCCAUGAUAUCACCAAUCCUAAAGGCUAUUAUUCAAGGACAUUUCCAAGAGAAAAAUGAAAUAGACUUGCCAAAUAUUGAUCCAGAGGUGUUAAAUAAAGUUAUUGAAUAUUUAGAAUUGAAAUCUAAAUAUCUAGAUGAAUCAAAUGGACAGGAAGAUUAUGAUAUAACAAAUUUUGAAUUUGAUGUGCCUUCUGAGAUAUCGUUGGAAUUAUUAUUAGCUGCAGAUUAUUUAAAUAUAUGA